Zerene cesonia (dogface butterfly) is the source of this 1382-nucleotide messenger RNA. RefSeq names its product SOSS complex subunit B homolog. Lineage: Eukaryota; Metazoa; Arthropoda; Insecta; Lepidoptera; Pieridae. Gene Ontology annotation, biological process: response to ionizing radiation; double-strand break repair via homologous recombination; mitotic cell cycle checkpoint signaling. Gene Ontology annotation, molecular function: DNA binding. Gene Ontology annotation, cellular component: SOSS complex. The transcript has a single exon. The record is from RefSeq and is a predicted model, not a curated record. The coding region runs from base 225 to 788 and encodes 187 amino acids.
AUAACAGCUGUCACUGUCAUAUAACACAUACAAUGUCGUUCAUUUCAUAAUUUUUUUAUAAAUCCCAUUUUACGUUUCGCUUAAAAAUCUUUCUAUCGCCACUUCGAAUAAUGAAACCUUUCUGAUUCUUCCAGUUUAGCUAUAAUAACUAACGUAAGCCUCUUUUACACAAAUAUUAGUAAUUAGUUACAAAUUCUGACCUUUCCAAAAAUUCUGACCUAAUAAUGAGUACAGAGUACGUUCAAAUUAAGGAUUUAAAGCCGGGUAUGAAGAAUAUAAACGCAAUAUUUAUAGUAUUAGAGGUAGGACCUCCGACAUUGACCAAGGAAGCGCGCGAGGUGCGUACGCUGCGCGUGGCGGACGCUUCAGCGUCAGUAAAUCUAUCCGUUUGGGAUGAACCCGGCGCGCUUCUGCAGCCCGGUGACAUCGUGCGUCUCACGCGCGGUUACGCUUCCCUAUGGCGUCAGGCUCUCACUCUCUAUUCUGGCAAAUCAGGUGACAUACAAAAAGUAGGAGAGUUUUGUAUGCUGUUCAAUGAACAAGUCAAUAUGAGUGAACCGCAGCCAGCUCCGCCACCCGCCGCUGCAGGGUCGCAAGACAGAACAAACGGAGCUCACACUACAGGAAGGAAUUUACCACCCACAUCACAGGUGUCUGCAACUGGUACACAACAAAUGCAGUCCAAAAAUGAACGGUUCAACCAAAACUCACAAGAACACAGCAACAAGCACCAGCACAAAACAUAUGUGCGGGGCCGUGGACACCAGAGAGGCAAUAGCCGGCGGUAACCAUCAGCACAGUAGCAUGCUGGCUACUCAAGAUAAACAUGAACAUUAUUAGGACGAUCAAAGUGUAAGCCAUACUUGUUACCUCUUUAAGUUUAAAUGUACAUAAGCAAAUCAUGUUGUUAGACUUACAAUGAUGGUUUUGGCAUUUUAUGACACACUAAUGGUCAUCAUGAUAAUGGGGUAAAUAUGUGUAAAUUGGUUUUAGGAUCUUAUAUUGUCUAAGUUUAUUUAUUCAUAGUAUUGAAUUAACAUGAAUACUGCCAACUCUCUCUUAAAUAAACUUGUCAUAAAAUUGUAAUUUACUGUGCAUAAUAUGAAAUUUGUGUACAACCAUAUAAUUUCAAUUUUAAAAUAAAAUAUGGUAACUCAUUACAGUAAGUUUUUAUCUGUUCUAUAUAAAUACUAUUUAAAUAUGUAUAUUGAAAUAUUUUUCCCAGAUGGAAAGUUGUUCAAUAUGAUUAUGUGUUUAUAAAUAUAAUGUUGCAAAAAAAUCACAGCAAACUUUAUUACAGCCAAACUGUCUCCAGCAUGGAGGCUGGCAAACAGUGUUCCAUAUGACACAAGUAAUACAACCAAUAAAAUUCUAUUGAAAUA